CACACAUUUGUGACGUUAUUAUCAUUCAGACUCAGCACUGAAAGCCUUUCACGGAUAAAACACACCUGUGUGUCGCGGGAGUAAAAAACCCGCAGCGUGACACAUGAAAAAGACCUGAGACUCCACGUGUUUCCCUCGUCAUGACUCCAUGUUUUAGCGACACACCGCAGGUUUUUGCAGCAACAAUCCAGCGCUAUGUCUCUGAGGUUCGCCGAGUGCAGUCAUCACGUGGCGUGGGGUCUGAGUGUGAACACGAUGUUCAGUGUGUGGGCUCUGCUUUCUGUGAAACACACUGAUCCUGCUGCUGCUCAGCACACACACACCUACACAGAGAUGAUGAUGAUGAUGAUGGUGAUGGACACUUUGUGCUGAAGCUUUUCACUGAAACAACAGGACAUUUGUUUUUGUCUGGCCGUCUCUGUGAUUGUGGACAACUUGUGUGAGGCACCGCGAGGAGCAGAGCGGCGUGAAGUUUGCAGGAGUGAGUGAGGACAGACAAAGUCAAUCAUCUGAUGAGAAGCUGCAGCUCAGGAAGAGGCUGCCAUGGAGAGAAAGGAGAGCUCAGCCACAGGCAGCUGGCCCCUCGACAACAGCCACAUCUCCUCUGCAGUAAAGAACUCCUGCCAUCCCAAUCUGAAGACGUUCCUGGCAGCCUUGUCCUUUGCCUCCUUUGCCCAGGCUUUAUCUGGCAGCUACAUGAAGAGCACAAUCACACAACUGGAAAGGCGGUUUGACAUCUCCAGUUACCUGAUCGGCAUCAUAGAUGGGAGCUUUGAAGUGGGGAAUUUGCUGGUGAUUGCCUUUGUGAGCUAUUUUGGUGCCAAACUUCACCGCCCCAAGAUCAUAUCAGUCGGAUGUAUCUUAAUGUCUUUCGGGACCUUCUUGAUGGCCAUGCCACAUUUCAUCAGUGGCCGCUAUAAGAUCGAAACAGCCAUUCGAUCAUCAGUGAAUUCAACCAAUAACCUCUCUCCAUGUCCAGUGAGUUCCGCCGAGUCCAGUAGUGUGGGGGACAGACCCUCUCUACUGCCACCUAAUGGUUGUGUGCGAGAGUCUAGUGUUUCCAUGUUGGCCUACAUGUUUUUGGGAAAUGUUCUGCGAGGGAUUGGAGAGACUCCGAUACAACCUUUGGGAAUCUCCUACAUUGAUGAUUAUGCAGAGUCCAAGAAUGCUGCGCUCUACAUUGGUUGUGUCCAAACGAUAUCAAUCAUCGGCCCUGUCUUUGGAUACUUGCUGGGUUCACUUUGUGCCAAAAUUUACGUUGACAUCGGUUACAUGGACAUGGAGACUGUGACCAUUACUCCCAGUGACGCCCGCUGGGUGGGGGCAUGGUGGCUGGGUUACCUCAUCGCUGGCAUCAUCACUCUCAUGACUGCUGUUCCCUUCUGGUUCCUGCCCAAAUCGCUGCCAAUGCCUGUGGACGAACACGACACCAGCUGCACGCCGGAGCAAAGCAGGUUCCUCAAAGAUUCCCCAAACAUGAAGCACAAGUUCAGACCUGAGGAGCCGCCUAAUUUACGUCAAAUGGCCAAGGAGUUUGUGCCGACAUUGAAGAGUCUCCUUGGAAGUCCCGUGUACAUCGUCUACUUGUGUGUGACCAUCAUUCAGUUCAACUCUCUCAUUGGCAUGGUCACAUACAAACCCAAGUACAUCGAGCAACACUAUGGCCAGUCGGCAUCAAAAGCCAAUUUUCUUAUGGGCAUGAUCAACAUCCCAGCUGUGGCCCUCGGGAUGUUCUCCGGAGGUGUUGUCAUGAAGAAGUUCAGGUUGGGUGUCCUGGGAGCAGCUAAAUUUGCUUUUGGGACCUCCCUGCUGGGAUAUCUCCUGUCACUCUUUUUCUUAGCCAUGGGCUGCGAGAACCCUAAAGUGGCAGGCGUCACAGUCUCAUACACUGGAGUGGAGGGCAUGUCUUAUCAGGAAAAAUCUCUCUUCUCCGACUGCAAUUCUCAGUGCUCGUGCUCAGGCAGGGAGUGGGAUCCAGUGUGCGGAGAGAAUGGGAUCACGUACGUGUCCCCGUGCUUGGCAGGAUGCACCUCCUCCUCUGGCUCUGCAAAAAACAUGGUGUUUGACAACUGCAGGUGUUUGGCACUGACUAUGAUCCAUCCAGGCAAUAUGACGGUCACUCUGGGUCAGUGCCCACGCAAAGACGACUGUGAAAAAAUCUUUCCAUACUUCCUGGCUCUGUCUGUCCUCAGCUCAUUCAUUAUUUCUCUUGGGGGGACACCUGGCUUUGUGCUGCUUAUCAGGUUCAUUAAACCUGAGCUUAAAUCUCUUGCCCUUGGAAUCCACACACUGGCCACUCGUAUGCUCGCUGGAAUACCUGCCCCCAUAUACUUUGGAGCCAUAAUCGAUACCACCUGCCUCAGAUGGGGAUACAAACUGUGCGGAGGAAGAGGAGCGUGUAGAAUAUAUAAUACCUCAGCUUACAGGACAGUGUACCUGGGCCUGACUCUGGUCUUGAGGACAGUCUCCUUCUUCUUUUGUGUUCUGGGAAUUGCUCUGCUCAAAAGACAUAUUAAGAGGAAGGAGAAUAAUGCUCUCAUCAGUGAGAAUGCGGAGAUGGCAUCACUAAGGAAAGAGGAGAACGGCUCCAUACACUGUGAGCAGGUAAUACUGUCCACAGACUGCAGUUCUGACUCAGAGACUCACUUGUGAGACUCGACACAACCACCUCUCUUCUGAAUGU
Messenger RNA from Solea solea (common sole), 2683 nucleotides. RefSeq names its product solute carrier organic anion transporter family member 1C1-like. Lineage: Eukaryota; Metazoa; Chordata; Actinopteri; Pleuronectiformes; Soleidae. The record is from RefSeq and is a predicted model, not a curated record. Gene Ontology annotation, cellular component: membrane. The transcript has 15 exons. Gene Ontology annotation, biological process: sodium-independent organic anion transport; transmembrane transport. Gene Ontology annotation, molecular function: protein binding. Bases 544 to 2652 code for a protein of 702 amino acids.